AUGGUGGGAAGGGAGAAUGGGGGCUUGGCGUUCAUGGUGUUUAUAAAAUGUAUUGUUCUAUAUAUGGAAACAUCGAUUUAUAUACUCCUGCUCCUCAUCAACAGGAUUAGGGACAUGUUGACACAAAGCUGUCUGAUCUAAUUGAAGAGACAAAUUAUUGAAGCUUGGGUUGGAGAAUGAAACGUUUGAUCGAGCGGGCUCCGAUUUCCCAUCACCGGUCGAUGUCAAACCAAUUGUUUACGUCAUCGAACCACAGGUAAAACUAAAAUCGUUUUAAUACGUUUUUCAACGGACUUCAUUGACAUUUGCUUUCAUUGCAGGACAAAUUAUUGAAGAAAGGAAUGGUGAUUCUACGGGAGGGAAUGAAGAAUGAUUUAGGUUCUGUGUUAUUAAAGAAGAUGGGCGAACAGUGGUCGUAUCUUCAUGCCGAGAUCCUCCCAACGUUACAAGCUUUGUUUUAUCCACUUCCUACCAAUGAUUCCUCUAUACGAAAAGUGACAUUUCUAGAAUUCCGAGACGUGGUCGUCCUUAAAGUCGGCAUAGAAGAGUCGAUAGGAUCUGUUUUAUCGGAUGAAGUUCCUGCCUCAAUACGACAGAUGCUUUUAGUUUUACUG
This is a messenger RNA of Mizuhopecten yessoensis (Yesso scallop), 614 nucleotides long. Its product is annotated as proline-rich protein 5-like. NCBI's taxonomy places the organism in Eukaryota, Metazoa, Mollusca, Bivalvia, Pectinida, Pectinidae. The annotation marks the transcript as partial. The record is from RefSeq and is a predicted model, not a curated record. Gene Ontology annotation, cellular component: TORC2 complex. The transcript has 4 exons. Gene Ontology annotation, biological process: TORC2 signaling.